This is a messenger RNA of Solanum verrucosum, 1669 nucleotides long. RefSeq names its product xylulose 5-phosphate/phosphate translocator, chloroplastic. Gene Ontology annotation, cellular component: membrane; Golgi apparatus. The transcript has a single exon. Gene Ontology annotation, molecular function: triose-phosphate transmembrane transporter activity; antiporter activity; phosphoglycerate transmembrane transporter activity. Lineage: Eukaryota; Viridiplantae; Streptophyta; Magnoliopsida; Solanales; Solanaceae. The record is from RefSeq and is a predicted model, not a curated record. Gene Ontology annotation, biological process: transmembrane transport. Bases 164 to 1432 code for a protein of 422 amino acids.
UACAACAAUCAGUCACAGUCAGUGUCCCGAGGUUGUGGGUAGGUGGCUGCCACCGGGUGAACAUUUUGAGAUUUAUUGGUAUCUUCUUGUUUAAAUAUCUUGUCCCCAUAUCUUUAAAGUUUCUGCUUUUUUGUGUUUCAGAAUCUUGUGUGUUCAUUCAAAGAUGCUUACUUUAAAUCUUCUUCCAUCCACUAAUGUCACUCUCUCCAAAUCCCGUCCUAAGUAUCCUCUCAGCCCUUCACCUUUUCAACCAAAUCUUGGUAGUAGAAACCAAAAGUUGAGAACUUUGUCAUUCACCAAACCCUUGAUUCAAAAUGGACAUCCUUUUAGGUGUUCUGCAAAUCAAGAUUCUCAGAUCUCUCGUCCAAGAUUGGAUUUUUCCAAAAUCUUGAGACACCCAUCUGGGGUUUCUUCAAGAAAUACGACUCAGAUCCUUGAAGCAGCAUCUGGAACCCCAGAAGAAGUGAGUCCAGAUGGGGAGAUUGAAGUUUCAAAGCCAAAAGUGAAUAUGAAACUGGCUCUCAUUUUUGGUCUGUGGUAUUUUCAGAACAUUGUGUUUAACAUAUUUAACAAGAAGGUAUUGAACAUCUUUCCUUAUCCAUGGCUUCUUGCUUCUUUCCAGCUGUUUUGUGGUUCUGUUUGGAUGUUAAUUCUGUGGUCUUUUAAGCUGCAACCUUGCCCAAAAAUCAAUAAAUCAUUUAUCAUUGCCCUUCUUGGACCUGCCUUGUUUCACACAAUAGGCCAUAUUUCAGCUUGUGUUUCAUUUUCAAAGGUUGCUGUUUCUUUCACCCAUGUUAUUAAGUCUGCAGAACCUGUGUUUACUGUGGUGUUUUCAUCAUUUCUUGGUGAUACGUAUCCUCUGACUGUUUGGCUUUCAAUUCUUCCCAUUGUGUUUGGUUGCUCUCUGGCUGCUGUCACUGAAGUUUCCUUCAAUUUGGGGGGCUUGUCGGGUGCUAUGAUCAGUAAUGUUGGGUUUGUUCUUCGCAACAUUUUUUCGAAAAGGAGCUUACAGAAUUUUAAGGAAGUGGAUGGCUUGAACAUGUAUGGAUGGAUAACCAUACUCUCAUUUAUAUACUUAUUUCCAGUAGCAGUGUUUGUGGAAGGUUCUCAAUGGGUGGCAGGGUAUCACAAAGCUCUUGGAACUAUAGGAAAUCCUAACACAUUUUAUUUAUGGGUUCUCAUAUCUGGGAUUUUCUAUCAUCUCUAUAACCAAUCUUCUUACCAAGCUCUGGAUGAUAUUAGUCCCCUGACGUUUUCAGUGGGUAAUACUAUGAAGAGGGUGGUGGUGAUUGUCGCCACUGUGUUGGUAUUCAGGAAUCCAGUCAGGCCUCUAAAUGCACUUGGCUCUGCUAUUGCCAUAUUUGGAACUUUCUUGUACUCACAGGCAACGGUUAAAAAGCCAAAGAAAGAGGCAGUGGAAAAGAAGGACUAGGAGAAUGGUUCAUUUAGCACCGAGAUACUUUUGAUCGACGGCAUUUUUGAAUUUUCUUACUUCAAAACAAGAACUUUAUCAAUUCCAGUAGUUUCAUGUCUCAUGUCUGAUGUAUGCCUCAUUUUAUAGUUACUGCUUUCUGGUUUUUGUGGUUUAUCUAGUGGCUUAUACUUGAGUCUAUCUCUCUGAAAUGCUGGUGAUGAUGUUCCCAUCAAUUUUGAUCUGAGUUUAUUUGGA